Psammomys obesus (fat sand rat) is the source of this 2064-nucleotide messenger RNA. RefSeq names its product transmembrane protein adipocyte associated 1 (gene Tpra1). Gene Ontology annotation, biological process: G protein-coupled receptor signaling pathway. Gene Ontology annotation, molecular function: G protein-coupled receptor activity. The transcript has 13 exons. The record is from RefSeq and is a predicted model, not a curated record. Bases 632 to 1741 code for a protein of 369 amino acids. Lineage: Eukaryota; Metazoa; Chordata; Mammalia; Rodentia; Muridae. Gene Ontology annotation, cellular component: plasma membrane.
GAGGAAGUCCAGUCUCUUUCCAGUCCCACUGUGCUGCCUGGGCUAUCCUGGGAUCCUAUAAUAAGCAGGUGCCUGCACCUUCCACUGGCACUGAGUCACCCCUCAGGGUGGGGUGUGUCCUGGGCCCCUGGAUGCCUGAGAAGGGGCAGGCGUGUCGAUAUGAGAAGCCAGGCCUGAGAAUGCACAGCAGAGGCCCAGGGGAGGCCACAAGCUUGGAUCCACAAGGCCUACAAGAAAGCUCGUGCGGCUGGUGCAAGGUGCAGUUAGCUUCGCUUAGACGAAAAACACCAGCCGAGGCGCUUGCGAGACUCCUCUGCUGCAGAGGGCCAGGGAAGUCCUCGGGUCCUGUGGGUGCUCUGCGCGCUGGCGGUGUCUGGCUACCUGCCGCCGUCCCGAGUGGAAACUCGGCCGCGGCUCUUGCGCGACGCUCCCCGGUUCUCGCUGCUUUCGGGGGGUCGGAGUCCCGCGGCCUGCGCUGCUGAGCUCUCAGCUGAUGGGAAGAAAGAAGGGCACGACCUGAAACUGGCGAGUCGCGCUCUGCUGCUGCUGUCCACGUGGCCAGUCUCUCCUGCAAGGGAAGCUGGGGAAAGCAGACUGAAAUCCAGGCUUCUGCUGGGCCACUGCUGGUGGAAUGGCCAGCCUGCAGGAGGCCAAUGGAAGCACAGCGUGGCCACCGCCCGCAGCAUCCAAUAUCAGUGAGCCCCACCAGUGCCUGCUGCUGCUGUAUGAGGAUAUCGGCUCCUCCAGGGUCCGGUACUGGGACCUCCUGCUGCUCAUUCCCAAUGUGCUCUUCUUCAUCUUCCUGCUCUGGAAGCUUCCCUUAGCUCGGGCCAAGAUCCGUGUCACCUCCAGCCCCAUUUUUAUCACCUUCUACAUCUUGGUGUUUGUGGUAGCCCUGGUGGGCAUUGCCAGGGCUGUGGUUUCUAUGACGGUCAGCGCCUCCGAUGCUGCGACAGUUGCUGACAAGAUCCUGUGGGAGAUCACCCGCUUUUUCCUGCUGGCCAUUGAGCUGAGUGUAGUGAUCCUGGGCCUUGCGUUUGGUCACCUAGAGAGCAAGUCCAGCAUCAAGCGGGUGCUGGCUAUCACCACAGUACUGUCUCUGGCCUACUCAGUCACCCAGGGGACUCUGGAGAUCCUCUACCCUGACUCCCAUCUUUCGGCUGAGGAUUUCAACAUCUAUGGCCAUGGCGGCCGCCAGUUCUGGCUAGUCAGCUCUUGCUUCUUCUUCCUGGUCUACUCACUGGUGGUAAUUCUCCCCAAGACCCCGCUAAGGGAGCGUGUGUCCCUGCCUUCGCGGAGGAGUUUCUACGUGUAUGCAGGCAUCCUGGCCACACUCAACUUUCUGCAGGGGUUGGGGAGUGCUCUGCUGUGCGCUAACAUCAUUGAGGGGCUCUGCUGUGUGGAUGCCACUACCUUCCUGUACUUCAGCUUCUUUGCACCGCUCAUCUAUGUGGCCUUCCUCCGUGGCUUCUUUGGCUCAGAGCCCAAGAUCCUUUUCUCCUACAAAUGCCAAGUGGAUGAGGCUGAAGAGCCAGACAUGCACCUGCCACAACCGUACGCGGUGGCCCGGCGCGAGGGCAUAGAGUCUGCAGGCCCUGCGGGGGCCUCCGCAGCCAGCUAUUCCAGCACGCAGUUCGACUCUGCCGGGGUGGCCUACUUAGAUGACAUUGCCUCAAUGCCCUGCCACACGGGCAGCAUCAACAGCACAGACAGCGAGCGCUGGAAAGCCAUCAAUGCCUGAGUGGCCACCCAGGCAUCGGGAGGUCUGUGAGGACAGCUGGGCUCCCAGGUGGAGCAGAGUGCAGCUGAGGAACUUGUGUGGAUACCCCCUAGGGACAGGUGUACCUGUGCCCUAGGCACCGGGCUCUUCCUGUUCUCCAUCCCCACUUCUCCUUUGCUGACUCUGCUCCAGCUUGGGACCCCCACGUUCCCAGCACUACGUUCCUGCUGGGGUCCUGCCUGCCUACCCCCUUGUCCCUUCCCUACAGCUCUCAGCCUCCUUAGCCACAGGGCCGCAGUGUGUAUAUUUUCUUGAUCUAUUUUUUAAUAAAAGCAGAAAGCGUA